GUCCUACUUAAUUCGAGUUGCACAUGCUUGGUCUUUUUAACAUUUUAAAAAAGUGAAAAAUGCCCAGACAAGGCCCUGAAUUAAAGUAGAAACAGUGUUUGUGAAGAGUAUUAAGCCAGGAAAAGCAAGAUUUAAUCGUUUCUAAGAGCCUGGCUAAUGCCGGAAAACGGAAAACACAAACCAACGAGAGGCGUGCAAUCAAUUCUAGAGUGAAAGAAUUCGGAUUUCUGUCGUCAUUUUCAUGGAAUAGGUGUUGCAAUCUUACGGGGAUUUCCAAGUAGCAGCGGAAAUGGAAGACUCCAGGCGGCAGAUCAUCAUGGGUCCACCGGCGGCAGUGACCUCCACUGGAAAUCCAUCCAAUUCUAAUACUACGAAUAAUGCCCCGACUCCACAAGUCACUAAAACUGCAGCUCCGCCCAAGCGGAUAAUUAAGAAAAUUCAGCUGGAUUUCAACAAACUCAAGGAAGCGGGACUCGAUAGGCAGCUCGCCGAGGUCCUGAGGAAGCAGAAACUGGAGGCCAGGAAGGUGGAAGCCCCAACAACCAGUAAACCUUCCCCCUCUGCCGCUGCGCAGUCGACGUCGGCGGCGGCAGAGAGCAAAUUGCAGCCGCCACAACAACAAUUGCGUCAGCCUGCACCGCAACCGUUAGUAAAACGCAUUAUGAUCUCGGAAUAUAUAGAAAAGACGGUGCCCAUUCAGCCGCUCCCUAAUCCCACGGAAGCCGAUCGAUCGAAGCAAGUCAAGGCGCUAUUAAAGAACAGGAUACUUAACAAGAACAUGACCACCACCGUGCAGCCUCAGCCGAAGCCGACAACCUCCAAGGCAGCAUCUUCUGCCCAGAGUUCAGCUCCUCGCAGUGCAGGAAUCCCGGCUAAUCCUGCUGCCUUCUCUGUGCCCAUUGCCAAGGCGGACUUGACUGUCCGCCCGAAGCAGCCACCGCUGCUGCUCAACCUGGUCAAUCAGCUGCCCAAACAUCGAGCCAUGUGCAAAUCGAGUAGCAAGCCGUUGAUGAAUCAGUCGACUACGAGUGAACCGCGUUCUGCUCACUUUUCAGUGCAGACAGUUAUCCAAAGUCCACAAAGGAUUCCAGUACAGCAGCAGGCACAAAUUUCCCCGCAAUUUCCACAACAUCAUGUGUUUCAGCCACCUCCACAAAUUCCAGUAGCUCCUGUAACUCAAGCAGUUCCUUCACUACCCACUCGACUCCACAAGAGUCCCUCACCACCUCUGAUUGUGCUGGAGAACAAGGUGUUGGCACCCAAUGAGAAGAUCGAUUUAAGUGGUCUACGUCUGCCAAAUCCGCCAGUGUCAGCCACUCUGAUUCAGGUGAAACCUGUGGAAGCCCCCGUUCAGUCUAAUCUACCAACGAAAGUGAUUAAAGGCAAAGUUAUCAUGAACGCCAACAAGUUCAAGGUAUCGCGGGAGAAGCUGGCCGAGAUGGCCAAGGAGAUUCGCAGUCAGGCGGAGCAGGUGAAAGUUCCUCCUUCACCGAAACCAGUUAAGGAUUUUGCUCCAACAAUUGAAACGCCUUUUACUAUUAACUCAAUACUUCAGCGAAAACACACGCCACUUUUUGCUCCACCAACUCUUGAAGGGAGUAGCGUUCCCGUACACAAUCCGAUUUUAAGUACAGAAUCAAAUAUUUAUUCAAAUGUAUUACCUGUGGGUAAUUUACCGCUGGAACCAAAGGAAUCUACAGAACCAAAGGAACUUCCUGAAGAGGAGACUACAAACUUUCCGGUUUCUCUUCCUACUCCCGAACCAAAAGAAUAUUAUGAAGAGUUGACCAACAAAACAAGCCCUCUGAAACAUCGAGAAUACGUUUCAUUAACACCGGAAACGGAAGGAGUGAACACAAUUGCAAACCCUCUUGAUUUCCCUGUAUAUAUUCCCUCUACUCCGGAACGGAAAGAAUCAGCCACGGUGGCAAAGUCAAGUCCUCUGAAGCUAGCCACUACUGAACCAAAAGAACAUGCUGAAAAAACGGCUCCUGUAUAUAUUCCUUUAACUCCGCAAGGAAGUGAAUUGAUAGAUGAGGUAACCACACAAUCAAAAGUUGUAGUUUUGCCCGAACCAGAAAACCUGCCUGAAGAACCCAGUUUUCUAGACUUGCCUGUCUGUAUUCCUUCGACUUAUGAAACGAAGGAGUUCCCUGAGGGAGAAUCCUCAGAGCCUAGCCAUCCUGACUUGCCUCCUUGUGUUUCAUCCACUUCAAAACCAGACGAAUUCUCGGAAAGGCUAAACAAGGAGUCAAGUUCUUCGGAGGUGACCACAUCACCAAAGCAGGCGGCACCAGUACAAAAAAUCCAAUCUGCAGUAGAUUUUAUAGCCCAACUGACGGCCGAAAAUCAUCUGGAUGAAAGCAGCUUUAUGGAACUUUCACCGGAGGAGCAAAGAUUGAACGCUCUUUUCGGAGGAGGCGGAUGUUCUUUUACUGGUGUGUCGCCGGUCAAAAAAUCUCCCCUUCCCGAGGACGAUUUGCCCAUUGGAAAGAUUGUGAAAAUGGACGAUAUGAGCAUUUUGCAUGCUACUUUAGAUGUUAACAGCGAUAGCACAAAUGUACUACGCAUCAGUCCAAAUGCGAUGAGGAUGCAAAGCAGCGUGGCCACAAUGGAUAUGUCAUUGGUGGAUGUGGAAGAUGUUGUAGAUUCAGUUGUGGAGGAGACAAAUGUACAGGUCAACUUAGAAAAUCCACACGAUGAGGUUGUAAAUGUAACAACAGAGGUUCAGGAAGCCAAUGCGGAAAUAGUUAAUCCUGAUUUAUCUACAACUUUGGGAGCGGAAGCUGAGAAGUCUGUAGAGCCUUUGGAAGAGAGCAAGCCUCUGUCAGAUCCUGAGCCUCUGAUAGAGACAAAGCCCGUUAAAAAGCCACCUAUUAGAUCCAAAAAAGCCAAGAUUAAUUUAGUGCAACGCACUAAAAGACCCAGCAUCCCAAAGCCAGUUGAAGCAAAGAAGACAAAGCUAGAAUUCGAAGAGGAAGACGAGCGAGCGAUGGCCACUGAUCACAGCUUGCUGGAGGAUCGAUACGGAGUCGCAGCAAUAGAGGUAAUAGUCAAUUCUGAUAGCCUGAGCUCAGACAAAGUAAAUCUUAAUUUAUCUAGUGUUAAAUACAAUCCUAAGGUGCCAGCAGAGGAGAAUCAGCGAGAAGAGGAAGUCAUCCAGUCCAGAGAGGAAGAAAAAAUCAAUUCAGUUCAAGAACAUUCUGCAAAAACCCUAAUCGAAGAAGAGAGAGUCGAAAAAUCUGUAAUAAAUCUUCAGGAAGAACAUGAAAUUCCAACAAAACCAUCGACAGAACGAGAUCUCACCCAAUUGUAUCAUCCUCCUAAAAUGCCCAAAAGUAAAACCAAUACGAAAAGCAGUAAUCAAGAUAACCCAGAGGAUUCACAGCCCGCCACAUCAAAAAGUAAUGUCUCCCUGAUAGAAAUCCUCUCACAGGAUCCACCUUUGCCCCAAGGCGAGGCUCAAUUGCCAUUUCGCAAGGAGUCUUUGGAAUUAAAUACUACAGCAAAUAUCUCAUCCGAAGUCACAGGAAUACAGAAUUUAAUUGGUCACUUGACUGCGGAAAAAGUGAUGCCACAAAUCAAGAAGCUAUCGCCAAUGCCAAAAACAGAAGAACCUUCUAAACAAAUACCCCGAAAAAAACUCGUAAAAACGCGACCUGUUCUCAGCAAGAGAUCCUCAAAAGUUGGCCAGAAAAAUCUACCAGAAAAGCCAAACCAUUUUGAAUUUCUCCAUCCGGUCAGUGCAAAUGUGGGUGGUCGCAUUCCCACUUCCAGCACAAGUGACGAUGAUGGUUCCAUAUUUUUGGGUUUCGACAACAAAGAAGAGAAGCGUUCUAAAACUCCGGUGAGAAGUAAGCGUGUCAAGCAAAUGAAGCUCAACGAAACGGACAUAAGUGAUGAUGCAACUCCCGAUUACGAUGAGACCGAGGAGGAGCAGCAGUCCACAGAGGUGGAUCCACCAGUGAAGAGUGCCGAGGUCGAUACUCAGUAUACUUUUAAGAAACAUACGGUUGUGGAAGCUUUUUCUGAUGAUUCUUGUAGCAGUAAUGGUGGGCCUACAAGUCCAAUGGAUUUCGGCGAUAACGUAUCAAUCGAUGAUAACAGAACUUCUGAAGAUUAUCCAAUAAGAAAGGAAACUACAUGGGAAGAACUAGUAAAUGAUAAAUCUACUGAGGGUGGUAAUGAUGUACAGGUCAGUGUUUCCCAGGAGCAACCGGAUUAUCCUUCAGAAACUCCAAUCGAAUCAGUUAAUCCUACGGUAGAUGGUCCAAACAUUGAUGAACCUCCCAAAUCUGAUAUAGAAACAAAUACUCCUGAAAAUUCCCUUGCGGAUGCUUCCAAUGAAAACAAAGAACCGAAAACUGUUACAGAACCUUUGAUAAACGAAAAUGAUUUAUCAGUUAUUGACAGUAAAUUGCGGAGAAGCAGGAGAAGAUCAACCAAAUCAAUAACAAUUGCAAUAGACCCUCCAAGUAAACCUACCACAAGCAAAGAUAGUUUGACGAAUAUUAGAGCCACUGAAAAACGACAGACGCGAAGUCGUUCAAAAACUCCAGCUUCCUCAGAAAAUGCAGAAUUAAAGCUAAUUCAGGAAGUGAUUAGUGAAUCCGAUAAUGUAAAUGUACCUAUAACGUCAACUGAAGCUUUGAAACCUUUGGAAAUUACAGAUUCAAAGAAAUCUAGGGGAAAACGAAAGUCGCGGUGUAGUACUAAAAAACCUGUAGAAACUGAGGCAAUCGAAGCUACCGAACUAAUUUCUGAAGAAAGUAAAGCAACAGAGGAAAGACUGGAAGAUAGCGUAGCUCCCGAGGUAACUCUGCCCUCAACGACAUCAGAGAACAUAGAUUUCAAAGAAAAUGAGACAGAAGAGAAAAACAUUGAAAGACCUGCUACAUCUGGAAAAUCAAGAGGAAAACGAAAAACUCCUAAAACUAAAGUCACUUCAACUGAAUCGGUAGCAAAUUCAGAACUCACUGAAGAGAGUAAAGAUUCUAAGAGAAAAGAGGAAGAAAUUAAAGCUACAGAAAAAACUCUUCCCGAUAUAAAAUCUUCUGAGAAAGAUUUACCUGUAACAACAACAGAAAGAACUAAUUUGAUGGACAAUUUGGAAGAUUCUAAAAGAGAAGAGGAAGAAAUUAAAGCUACAGAAAAAACUCUUCCCGAUAUAAAAUCCUCUGAGAAAGAUUUACCUGUAACAACAACAGAAAAAACAAAUUCAAUGGACAAUUUGGAACACCAAAAUUCGCUUCAGGAGCCAGAAACAUCCUUAAAAUCAAAAGGAAAACGAAAAUCCCGUAGCAGGACGCCAAAAACAAAAGAUCCACCUGUUACUCAACCUGAAGCUGUUGAAAAUCCCGAACUUGAUUCUGAGGAUACGAGUUCUAGGAAAGCAGAGAAUGACAAGCGACAAACUCGGAGCAAAACACCUAAACUGAUAGGUUCAACAGUAAUUGAACCUCCUAUAACAGAAAGUGAACCAUUGAAAGUCUCAGAGGAACCGAAAGAAGCUGAAAGUUCACUACGAUCAAGGGGAAAAAGACAAUCUCGUUAUAAUAAGGUCAAAUUUUCUGAACCUGAAAAGGUAAAAGAUACUGAUGUAGCUGUUGGUGAAGAUUUAGGGAAUACGAGCGCCGCAGUUAUUGAACCGGAGGAACCAAGUGAAAAUGUCAAUCCGGCAGAAAACCGAAAGUCUCGGAGUAAAUCACCAAAAAUAUUAGUUCCAACUGUUGUCCAAACUCCAGACGUUGCAGAUUCUGAGGAAACCUCUUUGAAUACUGAAUCACAGGAGAAGUUAAAUGAUUUUACAGCUUCCGAGGAACCAAAGCAAGCAAAACCUAAUAAAAAACGACAAUCUCGAAGUAGAACACCAAAAGUAUUAGUUCCACCAGUUACUCAAGACGAACCCGUUUCAACAACCGACUUAAGUCCAGAAGAAUCGCUGGAAGAGAUUAAACAAGAUCAAACUACAUUAGUUUCACCAACAGUAACUAAAAAGUCAAGAGGAAAAAGAUGUACUUCCAAAUCAAACUCACUAGCUGCUUCAGAAACUCAGCCCGCCAUGAUUUCUAUUCCAUUAGAAGAACCUCAGCCAUCAGAAUCAACUGAUUCUUUGGUUGCGCGGGCCAAACGGAAGACUCCAUCUCGUUACGGUACAGUUCCACCCACAGAAACACCCAUUCCUUUAGUUCAAGAAGCCGAAGAAUCUGCUCCCAAGAAAGGCAGAAGAAGUAUUGCUGCAGCUGCACCAGCUGAGGCAUCAACUCCAAAGUCACGUAAAUGCAGGCCCACGAAUUUCGAAGAGAUGAUUUCCCCAAUACCUGCAGAGCCAAAGGUGCCUUCGAAAAGGGGAAGAAAGCGCGCUGCUCCUUCUGAUUUGGAAUCAGAGUCAGCCAAAAAGUCGAAGACUGAGGGGGAUUCAGAAACAAUAUGCGUAGUUGACUUUAAUCUACGGCUGCUGCUCAUUAGAAAGCGCGAGCAGUUGGAAACGGAUGAAAAUCUAAUGGAAGACGGCAAAGGAGAUGGUCCACUGCAAUGUGGCUUGUGUUUGGCACGCUGCGAUAAGGACAACUGGCGUCGUCAUCUAGGAGAGCAUUACGGAGUGGGUUGGCCUGUGGGUGAAGCACCCAAGAAGAUAACGCGUGCUGGUGUGAUGACCAUGAUGAAGAACUAUCUCCAGAAUGGCACCGAAAAGCUAACGUGUCGUCUAUGUAGCCACCAAUUGGGAUCUUACCUGGGCAUGAUGCUUCAUUUGGAGGGUUGUGGCAACAAGCAGCGCAUCCUCUGCGAAUUCUGCCAGCGUUCUUAUACCAAACUCUCGCUACCCGUACACAUAAGAACCUGUCCAAAGCGCUUUGGGCCGUCCCAGAAUGAUGAAGAUGCGGAGCCAGCAGAAGCGAGUGUCAAUGAAACGGUUUACAGCAAUGCAGGGCGUGCCAAAAGGAAGUCUACCAUAAAAGCUGAAACCAAAUUAAAGAAAAUAGGAGAGGCACUAAUUUCGCAGAAGCCGGGCGACGAGACCUCCGCUAAAAACGAUUUCGAUGGCGAUUCCUCGGACUACGACAUGACCAAGGACAAGGAGUCGUCGGAGGAAUAUGAAUCGGAAGGUGUGGACUCCAACGAGGAGUCUUCGCUAAGCUCCGAGGAGGAGGGAAGUCUUGGUGAGACCUUUUCCACAACAAAGCAAAAGAAAUCAAACCGACGAGGAGACAUUGACAGAAAGAGGAAAUUAAAACGGUCAUCUAUACUUGGAGAGUGCCUGCAGAAGCCAUUACUCUCACGAUAUCACCACUUGGAAGCUAGAGCGACUCAUAAAUGGAACGAAUUUGUGCACCGCAAUUAUGAAACUGGUCCUUUGUUCAACCAACUGCUGCCGAGCUAUUCAAAGAUAUCUUCCCAGGAGGCUAAUGACUUGCUGCCCUCCAAGGAGACGGCAUCCAUGCGCUAUGCUUAUGGCGAAAUAAGCAAUGAAGACGACUGGAAGCAAUUGGCUCCAUUUGAGGGCUUCAACAAAGAAGGUGAAUAUGUGGGCUAUCUGGGGCACUCUAUUAAGCAACUCGCCUGGGUUCCACUACCACCGAAAGUUACGAAUCAGUAUUUACUGUGCUCCCUGCGUCCAAAGUUAAAAGCCUUUGCCAGACACACAAAAUUGAAGGAUGAAGAUGCCCUUUUAAUGUUGCUGAAAUGCACGGUUUCUUCUGGCAAACAUGAGAAGAAAUCAUGGGCCAUGCAACCUGAACUUCAAUAUGGAAUUCGUGUGCCCCAUGGACCAGUUCAUAGUUUCUGCUUUUUGCCCAGCGGUGGUUAUGACAAGUCAUCGAAUCGUUUGGGCCUUUUGGCUGUGGCGAAUUCCUUGAGUGAUGUCUGUAUUUAUGCGCUGCCCCUGGAGCUGCCAGAAGAUCAGAAGACAGACGAGAAUGUGGUCAUUCAACUGGAUUCCUUGAUUACACUCAGCUUGGAUGUGAACAAUCCUGUUCAGGAUCAAUGCACCAAAGUUGUGUGGUCGCAGUCUUUGGGUCACACAUUCUUGGCUACAGGCUACAGCAGUGGCUAUAUCGCCUUUUGGGACAUUGGCGAUAAUGACAACAUUAACUGUUUUAACCGGAAUAAUCAAGUCUAUUAUGUGCCUUUGAAUUUCUUUUACAUUGGCGAGCGAAAUAUCCAAUUCAUGGAACUUCAUUACGACAAUAAUGGACCACGUUGGCUUGCAGUUGGCACUUCCAUACGUCAAUUUAAAAUCUAUGAUAUUGCGAACUUGUCGAAACCUUAUAUACUGACCCAAGAUCCCAUCUGCACUCUAUAUAUUGCAAAUCUAACCUGGUCACCUAUUUGUGAAACUCUAGUCGUCAGCAGUUCACACUUUAAUCGCACAAUAGCAGUUAGUGUAUCGGGCAUACAGUUCGAGCACAGGACCCUCGAUGGAACUUUGACGACGACACGUGACAUGCACACGAAUUGUCAGCAAAAUCACAUGGUCUUUGUGACGGACAACGGUGACCUGGUGUUCCUGGACGUGCGAGAUCUCAACUGUGGUCCUGCGCUGCUAAAGUCAAUGGUCAACUUGCGGGCUGUAUCCACCACCGAGUUGCAUCAACUGGGCGGCACUACGCCCAAGGACAUGGAUUCCAUAGGCGCUGAUGAGUUUCUACGGGACUAUGGGGUGCAAAUCAAACCGCUGGUGCCUGCGCCCCACAAACGAAAGUCCGCAUAUUUGGACGCCAAGCGUCUACCGCAAAACUCACAUUUUCUGCCCCUCACUCGAUCCAAUUGCGUUCGUUGCAAUUGGAAUUCGCCCGCCCACACUUGGGUGGCUGUAGGGGCAGAACAUGGCCUGCUGCGAAUCCUCAGCUUCGAUCGAGACAAAUUCUUCUAAAGGAUCUCUCGAAG
Molecule: messenger RNA, 8886 nt
Organism: Drosophila takahashii
Lineage: Eukaryota; Metazoa; Arthropoda; Insecta; Diptera; Drosophilidae
Source: RefSeq, a predicted model, not a curated record